This is a messenger RNA of Cladocopium goreaui, 679 nucleotides long. NCBI's taxonomy places the organism in Eukaryota, Dinophyceae, Suessiales, Symbiodiniaceae. The record is from the annotation of a GenBank genome assembly.
GGAGUAAAUCGCUGAUUUUGCCAAAACUCACAAGGUCAAAAUGGUGACUGGCUUGUUCAUAGCGACUUGCUUCACACCACAAAAAGAAGCAUUGCUAGAUCUGCGCAAGGACUUGCGCAUCAAAGAUGGGCUCUUUACCUUCAAAGACUGCCCGUUUGGACCAGCAUGGAUGUCUGCACAGAAGCUUUCAUCGUCUUGUCAUCUUGGCAAAUUUAAUUGCGAAGCCGAAAGCGGAAAAGAAUGCACAUUUUAUUUUGCCGCUCAACCUCAAGUUUUGACACGUGCAACUUCGAACGUAUUGCUACACCGCAGCUUUUCACAAACAAUGGCUUCCAAGAAAGAACGUUGGGAAACUUUGGCAAAACAUGACAAAUAAGCUGGGGGAAUACACCAGUCAAACCAACUCUUGGGGAGCAUGGGAACACUGCUUGUGACGAACCAGUGGCACUAAGACUAAGAAAGACCCUGGCAAGUUCCAUUGCAAACUGCACAAUGUAAGACAAUGUCACUAUGUAUGAGUUUUCGAGCAGCGUAUGCCCCCCGGCUUCCUGACUCCAUAGAAUGGGGCAAGAACAUUUGGCCAAAUCUCCUCUCAUACCAGGACAACAAAGAUGUAGAGCUGGGACAUGCAUCUCACCCUGCAACUGUGUGCAUGAAGCAAGUGCGGCAAGGAUUGCCA